This is a messenger RNA of Scutellospora calospora, 3546 nucleotides long. The record is from the annotation of a GenBank genome assembly. Lineage: Eukaryota; Fungi; Glomeromycota; Glomeromycetes; Diversisporales; Gigasporaceae.
AUGACAGAUAGUUCUCAUGUAGAAAUUCCUAUUGAGGAGGCUACGGAUAAAAAUUUAGAAAUUCCUAUUGAGGAGGCUCCGGAUAAAAAUGUAGAAAUUCCUAUUGAGGAUGUUCCGUAUAAAAAUGUAGAAAUUCCUAUUGAGGAAGCUCCGGAUAAAAGUGUAGAAAUUUCUAUAGAGGAAAUAAAAAAAAUCUCGAAGAUUGUUUGUUCGCCUAAUAUGAAAUAUGUUGCGGCAUUAGACGAAGGUAGCAAUAUUAGUAUCUGGACCAUCGUUAAUAACGAGAAACUUUUAGAGAAACACAUUAAAAAUAAUUGUACAAAAGAAAAAGAUAGACUAUUUGCAAUUUCAGAUAAUAUGCAUACUUCAAUUGGUCUUGAUAGAGACCAUCCCUACAAUUUUAAAAUUUUCAAUUUUAAUAAAUUUGACAAUGAGAAAUAUGAAAAGGAAGAAUUGUUAACUUUUCCAGAUAGUCAAAAGGAAAUUGAUAUCUUGUCCUUUACUGAUAAUGGAAGAAUAGUAAUGGUUAAUAAUAAAUUUUACAGAGCAUAUGUUUUUUCAAGUGAAGAUAAUAAGUGGAUUUGUGAAUCAAUGAUUGAACUAAAAUAUUUUAACCAAAUUUAUAUUACACUUAAAGGAAAGUUGAUCAUAUUUAAUGAUACGAUUUAUGAGAUAACAGUAUGGGACAUUGAAACGUUAUCGGUUGCAACUCGUACUAUAAUUGAGUGGAAUUAUACAAUUGAAUCUAUUGAAAUUAGUGAUAAUGAAGAAUUAUUAUUAAUAUGUGCAAAAAGUGAGGAAACUAAAGAAACACGUUUAUAUGUCUUCUCCACCGAAACUGGGAUAAACCUAGCAUUUUUUAAUACAAAAUACGUUAUCGAUAGAUUUCACUUGAUCGCUUCUAAAAAAGGAGAAAGAUUACUUUUUGUAUUAGACGAUCCACCAGAUAAGCAAUAUAAUAUAAUGGAUCCUUAUCAUUUAACAAAUGCUAUAGAUGCGAGUGAAUUUUUUGAAAAUGACCAGAUUCAAGAACCAUACGUAAUUCAAUCAGACAAAAUAAUUUAUAUGACUGAUGGGAAUUUGUCAAUCAAAGAUUUAGUGCCUAAUAAUUCUGAUGAUUGGAUGAAAUAUUUACGAAAAGAAUUGAAGGACACAAACAGCAUUACAACACCAUCUGAAAAGACAACUAAAAUUAUAAAGAAUAUAUUAAAUAAUAAAUAUAAUAAAUAUAUUUCUGAUAAUGAAGAAUUUGAAGGGCAUUAUUUUAAAUGGGGAUUAGAAUUAGGCAGCAACUCAGUAAUGCUUACAGUAACUGACUUUAACCAUCGCAAGAAGAAUUGGAAUCCUAAUAAUAAAAAAAACCGACUAGAAAUUCUUCCAUCGUUUCAUAAGGAUCAAAAAAAAUUUAUAGCACACUGUGAAGUUCUUGAUAAUGAUGAUUUUAUUAUGAUUACACGUAUUGGUGUAAUUAUCUGGACUUUUAAGUUUUCUAAAGCCAAUAAGACCAAAGAAAUUAAGUUGCAUUAUUAUUGGAAUGAUUGUAAUAGCCGUUUAGAGAAUUUCGUAUCCGACCAUAAUGGUAGUUUAAAGGAAUUCGACUUCAGUGACUUAAAAUUUGAGGAUCGCUUUAAGAAUUGGACUUCGGCAAGAAUUCUCCCUGCUUCAAGUUAUGAAACUAUCUAUAAAAAUUUGGAUAUUAAAUUUGGUAACGAACAGCUUUUUGAACAGUUUUUAAAAGAUAAUAUUUUUGAAGAAUUUUAUUUAAUUUGUUAUGGAAAAAAUCUCAUGAAAACAUUUAUAUCAGUAAAGGAUGAUAAAUGGAUUAGAUCUUUAGGCGGCAGCUGUGUGGAUAAGUGCAUGCAGGAUAAUAAUCAUCUAAUUUUUAAAAUUCCUUUGCUAAGUAUUAUUUUUGAAAAUUUUGUUGAAUUAUCAGAAAAUCAUCCUGCAUUUAUAGCAAGUAUUUUAUCUACGGUAGCAUUUAUAGCCCCUACUACCAAAAUAAGUUCGGAAUCAACUUCUUCUCAUCUUUCUAGUUAUGGAAGAUAUUGUCAUUUAUCCAGAACAUCAUAUUUUGAUAUAAUUACAUCUAAUCUUUUUGAUCAUUUUAAUAGUUUUCAAAAUAAUUUUCAAAAAUUUCAAACAAAUCAUCCUCUUUUUCGAAAAUUCAUUGUAAAGCUUUAUGAAAAUCUAGUUAAACCCGUGAAGGAGUUUUAUUAUACUAGUUAUAGUUCAACAGUUCUUGCAAUUCCUUUACCAAACUUUGUUUCCUAUUCAAAAGUAUAUAAUUCAUGGAAAGAAUUUAUAUUACCUAAGCCCAACUGUUUUACAUAUUCGAAUAAGCUUGAAAUGAUAAACGAAGAAUUUUAUAGAUAUUUAAAUGGAGAAGCGUUACUUAAAUUUAAAUGGAAUACUUAUGGAAGAAAAUAUUAUUUAGCAAUAUGGUUUAUUUAUACAGUUUUUCUUUGUAGUUUUAUAAUAGCUGCAACGUUUGACAAAACUAUCUCUCAGCUUGGUCUGUCCAUUCUUUUAAAUAUUUCUAUUUUUCUUGGAAUUUGGCAUUUAAUUUUUGAAGUCCGCCAAGUUAUUUUUGCACCAUUAACUUAUAUGUCUAGUGCUUGGAAUUGGUUUGAUUUAGGUGCAUUUUUAUUGCCAAUGAUAACAUCAAUUAUAUGGCUUCAAAAUGAUGUUAUGCCAAUCGAAUUGGCUACUUUUUCUACUUUAUUAUUAGAAAUUAAAUUUUUAUGUUUUUUUCGUGCUAUUAAAUUUUCCGGGACUUAUUUCUCUAUGAUACUUGGAGUAGCUAAAAAAGGAUUUUCAUUUUUGAUGAUUUUAGGAUUUAUUAUAUUUGCCUUUGCACAUUCGUUACACCUUUUAUUGCGCCCUGCUACUAGUGUAUCGUUGGAUUAUCCAAGCUAUUCUACUGACCCAAACGAUCCAUGGAAUUUGGCCGCAACAUAUAAUUCUAUAGAUCCUAAUGGCACGAUUGAAGAAAGUUCUUCACUUAUUGAACCUCCUACUGCGACUACAAAUAUGUUUAUGAUGAUGGGCACAGCAAUUUCUGCUGUUUAUAUUAUGUUAACAGGAGACACAAGCCCAAUUUCUUACUGGGAUCUAGAUUCUAACCCUACAUUACUUUUAAUAACAAUGAUAUUUUCUUUUGUGGCAACAAUUUACUUGAUGAAUUUGUUUAUUGGAUUAUUAAGUAAUGCAAUAGGUGACACUAGUACAAGUGAAGCAUUUCUGAUUUUAAAAGCUGAGGUAUUAGAAGAAAUUGAAUUAUUAUAUAUGUUACCUCAUCAACGAAGAAAAGAAAAUUGGUUUCCAUUUGUUAUUUUCUAUGAAUGCCGCACAAUAGAGCUUCGCGAAUAUGUAAUAGAUAUUCAAAAGAAUUGGAAAGGUUAUAAAAAGCCAUAUUUUUCAAAGAAUCUUACUGAUGUUCUUCUACUCCCUAAAGAACAACCUGAUCUUGCACAAAUUGAUGACCAAAUGAAAAAGCAGGCUGAGAGUAUUAAGGAACUAAAAGAUUCAUAUGCUACAGCAUUCUAA